UCUGCCUUUCCUCCUUCAACAUGCUUCGUCUAUCUAUAUUCCCUCAUUUACUUAGCUUUUGGCCGUUACAAAUGUUCUCCAUCGUCCUGCCACCUUCACCUCUCUCCCUCUCUGCAUCCCUUUUUAUAUCUGGUUCUUUUCAUCUGAUACCGCACCCCACCCCUUUCUCUCCCUCCUGCCCCCAGCCGGUGGCGCCCAUACACCGACAAGAGCACAGGUUCUCUUGUUGUCAGUCACUUUACCAGCACACAGACGGCAGCGGCAAGAGGAGCGGAGACGGUAAUCCCCCCUCCCAGUCCACCCCACCCACGUCCAAAACCCAGAAACCGGAGGCAGGAGGGAAACAAAACCUCGCGGGACACCUGUGCUGCUGGACACCCUCUGUUCAGCUUUAUGAAAGAUGAUUUAAGAUCUAAAUUCGCACCCAAACUGUGAAAGAUGAUGGUGAGAAGCGGUGAUGAUGUAGACGCAGAAACCAGCGGCCAAAUCUGCCUGGAUUGACGGUGACUGAGCUCUCGGCCGCAGCGCCAGCAGCAACACCAGCAGCAGCAGCAUCAGUCGAUCGACGGAUGGAGAUGCGUUGUGAAGGCGGAGGGAUGAUGAUAUAGCAGGUGCUGCAGGGUCGUGCCGCAUUGCCUGGCCACCGCGAGCGACGCCGGGGACGCGGUGAUGCUGUCGUCGUCAUUGUGCCACAGAAGAAGAGAGAAGGACGAGAGAGGAGACGCUUUGACAUGGAAGGAAUCGGCUGUCUGUCGGUUCUGAGCUCAGGCCGCCCUGUGCAGCAGGUUGGAUGUACCGCCUGAAGCCUGGGGACCUGAUUCAUGAUAUACAUGGUGGGAAAAUUAGGAUAAGGUUGAAUUCUUGAAAGUGGAAUUGAAAUGUUUCCGUGCGCAAAAGUGAAUGGCCCAAAUGUUGAUAAUGCAUCAUAGGAGCAUCAUAGCAGCAGCUUCUGUUCCAGUUCAGGGUGGAUUACGUCUACAGAGCAGCAGGCCUCCAUCUGAAGUCCGCUUCUGAUCAGGACACCAUAGAGAAAGAUUAAUAUACUUCACCCUGUUGCUGGAGGUAGCCAUUUAUUCUGUCGUUCCACUGGAAGCUGGUGUGGUGUGGUCCCCCGUGGAGGGACCGCUGUUGCAAAGGAUGACUCACUUGCAGGCUGGCCUCUCUCCAGAGACCCUGGAGAAGGCCAAGGUGGAGCUGAAAGAAAACCCGGAGACUUUACACCAGGACAUCCAGGAGGUCCGGGACAUGAUCAUCACCAGGCCGGACAUCGGUUUCCUCAGGACAGAUGACGCGUUUAUUCUCAGAUUCCUCCGGGCGAGGAAAUUCAACCACUUCGAGGCGUUCCGGCUGCUGGCACAGUAUUUUGAGUACCGACAGCAGAAUCUGGACAUGUUCAAGAACCUGAAAGCCACCGACCCCGGUAUCAAGCAAGCCCUAAAGGACGGUUUCCCCGGUGUGCUCGCCAAUCUGGACAGAUACGGCAGGAAAAUACUGGUCCUGUUCGCAGCCAACUGGGACCAGAGCAGGUACACAUUCGUGGACAUACUGAGGGCUAUCUUGCUGUCACUGGAGUCCAUGAUCGAGGAUCCGGAGCUGCAGGUCAACGGCUUCAUCCUCAUCAUCGACUGGAGCAACUUCACCUUCAAGCAGGCGUCCAAACUGACUCCCAGCAUGCUGCGGCUGGCCAUCGAGGGGCUGCAGGACAGUUUUCCUGCCAGGUUUGGAGGGAUCCACUUUGUGAACCAGCCCUGGUACAUCCACGCGCUCUACACGGUCAUUCGGCCAUUCCUCAAAGACAAGACCAGAAAGAGGAUCUUCAUGCACGGUAACAACCUGAACAGCCUCCACCAGCUGAUCCACCCUGAGAUUUUGCCAUCGGAGCUCGGUGGGAUGAUGCCCCCUUACGAUAUGGGGACGUGGGCGAGGACGCUGCUGGACCACGCCUACGAUGAGGAAACUGACUACUGCCCGGAGUCCUACACUCUGUCAGUACAAGACCUGGAGAGAGACCUGGAGAAGAACCUGUCCCCCAAAACCAUGAAGAGGUCUCAGUCGGUGGUGGAGCCUGGCGUCCUGAAACGACCAGACAAGGUCAAGAGUGAAGAAGACAACAUGCAGCCGCUGCUCUCGCUGGACUAAACCACACGCCAAACAGCAGCUCCAAACAAUACCCAAAUCAAUAUUUAUACACAUAAAUCCACUAAUAGACACACCUGUGCACAUUCUGUAAGUGACAUGCACGCCCUCUAACACUUUCCUCCAGAAAAUGCUGCAGCAGUUGUUGGAUUCUUGUUUCUCUUAAACUCAAGGAAAUCAGAUGAGGUGAUAGGAAGACGGUGAGCAGCCAGGGAGGGGAUUGAUGCUUCCUCAGACCGAUGGGCAGCCUGGGAGCUACUGAUGGUGUUCUAUAUAUUUAUUUAUUUAGUUAUUUGUCAAGUGCCAAUUGCAAAAACCAUAAAAUAAUGUCUUGAAACAAUCCAGUGGACAAAUGCAAAGAGACAAAGUUGUGGAGUCGCCAUAUGUGUGUGUUAUGUAGUAUAUCAGUGGAGGGUUUGAAAAACUGGAGACCAUCCUUCAAGGAGGACUCGAGGGGCCACAAUCCCGAGCUGCACUUUCUCUCUUCUUUGUUCUUUGUUCUUUGUGACUUGAGGAAAUCACCCUGUGUGGGC
This is a messenger RNA of Monopterus albus (swamp eel), 2669 nucleotides long. RefSeq names its product clavesin 2 (gene clvs2). Lineage: Eukaryota; Metazoa; Chordata; Actinopteri; Synbranchiformes; Synbranchidae. The transcript has 5 exons. The record is from RefSeq and is a predicted model, not a curated record. Gene Ontology annotation, molecular function: phosphatidylinositol bisphosphate binding. Bases 1138 to 2139 code for a protein of 333 amino acids. Gene Ontology annotation, cellular component: trans-Golgi network; clathrin-coated vesicle; membrane. Gene Ontology annotation, biological process: lysosome organization.